Messenger RNA from Triticum turgidum subsp. durum (durum wheat), 1206 nucleotides. The record is from the annotation of a GenBank genome assembly. NCBI's taxonomy places the organism in Eukaryota, Viridiplantae, Streptophyta, Magnoliopsida, Poales, Poaceae.
AUGCAGUUCGCGAUCACCACCGCCGCCGUCUCCGCGAACCCGCAUCUGAAGCCUCUGGUCUCCUUCCCGCGGCCGUCGCCCCAGCACCGGGUCCGAGUCCACCCUCCUCGCCACCGCCCGAACACGAGGGCGAGCGCCAUGGCCUCCUCGGCGACGCAGGAGCUCACCAUCACGCGCCCCGACGACUGGCACCUCCACCUCCGCGACGGCGACGUGAUGGCCGCUGUGCUCCCCCACAGCGCGAGGCACUUUCAGAGAGCCAUCGUCAUGCCCAACCUGAAGCCCCCGGUUACAACAACGUCACGUGCGAUCGCGUACAGAGAUGAGAUCAUGAAGGCGCUGCCUCCCGGCAGCAGCUUCGUGCCGCUCAUGACGCUCUACCUCACGGACAGCACUAGCCCGGAAGAAAUUAAGAUUGCAAGAAAGAGUGGUGUGGUUUUUGCUGUCAAGUUGUAUCCUGCUGGAGCAACUACUAACUCCCAAGAUGGCGUAACUGAUAUUUUGGGGAAAUGCUUGCCUGUCCUUGAAGAGAUGGUUAAGCAGGAAAUGCCUUUACUUGUUCAUGGAGAAGUCACAGAUCCUCAUGUCGAUACCUUUGACCGUGAGAAGGUCUUCAUUGAGAAAAUAUUAGCACCACUUGUACAAAAACUUCCACAGCUGAAAAUCGUUAUGGAACAUAUCACUACGAUGGAUGCAGUGAACUUCGUAGAAUCAUGCAAAGAAGGUCAUGUUGCUGCAACAGUGACUCCACAGCAUCUCCUUCUAAACAGGAAUGCGUUGUUUCAGGGUGGUUUACAGCCUCACAAUUAUUGCUUGCCAGUGCUGAAGAGAGAAACUCACAGGCAAGCUAUUGUUUCUGCUGUAACAAGUGGGAGCAGACAAUACUUUCUUGGCACUGACAGUGCUCCCCAUGAUAAACGGAUGAAGGAGUGUUCCUGUGGAUGUGCAGGAAUAUAUAGCGCUCCUGUUGCUCUUUCUCUUUAUGCGAAGGUAUUUGAAGAGGUCGGUGCUCUUGAUAAGCUAGAGGCGUUUACAAGCUUCAAUGGGCCAGAUUUUUAUGGACUCCCAAGGAACACAUCAAAGAUUGUUCUGAGAAGGAGCCCCUGGAAAGUGCCUGCAACUUAUGCGUACGGUUCAGGGGUGAUUGUGCCUAUGUCCACCGGCAACACUCUGGAAUGGCUUCCGUCCGAUCAGCCUGAAGAAUAA